GACAGGGAGGAGCCAAAUUAGAGGGACGAACAACUUAACGCGGGGGGAAGGACUAAAAUUUCACCCCGUUAUCGACAGAUUCUGUGGGCAAAAAUAGCAGAAUUGCCCGCUUGACUGACUAACUUCGACUGACAACGGUUACAUUUCACCUCGUCUACGAGACGGAGGCCAGGCAAGGAUGAACGGUGACUCAGGUGCCGGCGUGGUGACGGCCCACCCUCCCGCCACAGCCCCACACAAAGAGCGCUACUUUGACCGGGCGGUGGAUGAGAGCAGCCCCGAGUACCAGCGUGAGAGGAACAUGGCGCCCGCACUGCGCCAGGACUUCAACAUGAUGGAGCAGAAGAAGAGGGUCUCCAUGAUACUGCAAAGCCCGGUGUUCUGUGACGAGCUGGAAUCCAUGAUCCAAGAUCAGCUUAAAAAGGGCAAGACGCCCACCAGCCUGCUGGCGCUGCAGCAGAUUGCUGACUUCAUGACCACAAGCUUGCCUUCCAUGUAUCCAGCUGCGCCGCAGGGGGGAAUGGCAGCUCUCAACAUGAGUUUGGGUAUGGUGACUCCAGUGAACGAUUUGCGCGGUUCGGAUUCCAUCUCUUAUGACAAAGGCGAGAAGCUUCUCAGAUGCAAGCUAGCGGCCUUCUACCGGCUCACCGACCUGCUCGGGUGGUCGCAACUUAUCUACAACCAUCUCACUGUAAGAGUGAGCUCAGACCAAGAGCGUUUCCUUAUUGUCCCUUUCGGGCUCCUGUACAGUGAAGUAACUGCAUCCAGCCUGGUGAAGGUCGACCUCUCGGGUGACAUUGUGGAUCGAGGAAGCACCAACCUCGGCAUCAACGGGGCUGGCUUCAACCUGCACUCCGCCAUUUAUGCCACACGGCCAGACGUCAAGUGCAUCGUCCAUAUACAUACAGCUGCAGGCGCAGCAGUGUCUGCUAUGAAAUGCGGACUUCUACCCAUUUCGCCCGAGGCACUUGCCCUUGGUGAGGUGGCUUACCAUGAUUACAAAGGCAUACUGGUGGAUGAGGAGGAACGCGUCAUCAUCCAGAAGAAUUUGGGCAAAAACGCUAAGGUGCUCAUUUUGAGGAACCAUGGUUUGGUGGCUGUGGGCGAAACUGUGGAGGAGGCAUUCUAUUACAUCCACAACUUGGUCAACGCCUGUGAAAUUCAGGUGCGAACACUGGCCAGUGCUGGAGGCCCAGAUAACCUGGUGAUGCUCGACCCGGGCAAGUACAAGUCCCGUCCUCGCGUUCCCGAGCCUGCCGGCGACGGGUCCUCGGCCCAACCCAAGUGGCUAGUAGGGGAGCAAGAGUUUGAGGCUCUCAUGCGAAUGCUCGACAACCUGGGCUAUAGAACCGGGUACCCCUACCGUUGUCCGGCAUUGCGAGACAAAGGUAAAAAGUACAGUGACGUGGAGAACGCUCACUCCGCUGGUUACUCUUACGGCGAGGACAGCGACUCGGGCGCUCGCUCCCCAAUGAAACACAGCUUCCAGCGCGGCCAGCGCGACAGGACCCGCUGGCUUAAUGCCAGCGGUCGGCCUGACGAACCAGGCGAAGACGGACCCGAUGGCGGCAGCCCCAAGUCGAAGCCUAAGGUGUGGACGAACAUAACACAUGAUCACGUCAAACCCUUGCUGCAGUCGCUCUCGUCUGGUGUCUGCGUGCCAAGCUGUAUAACCAACUGCUUGUGGACUAAAGAAGACGGAAUGCGACAAGCCGCUGCGGCCAAUCAAUUUAUCCCGCUGAACACCAACCCCAAAGAAGUACUCGAAAUGAGGAAUAAGAUCCGUGAGCAGAAUCUGCAGGACAUAAAGACAGCUGGACCUCAGUCUCAGGUUCUGUGUGCUGGCUCGGUGGUGGAGCGCAACUUUCAACAGGACGCCCCUUUGUCUGACUGUACAGACACUAUUGACGGCCUUGAUGCCUCCGAGGGGUCCUAUAGUCCUGCUAGAUCUAUUAGAAAGGGGGAGCUGGUAACCGCAUCUAAGGCCAUCAUCGAGAAAGAGUACCAGCCCAAGGUGAUAGUCAGCAAGCAGGGGCCAAACCCCUUCAACAAGUUCACCGACCAAGAGCUGGACGAAUAUCGUCGAGAGGUAGAGCUUAAGCAGAAAGGACCUGAAGUGCAGGAACAGGACUGUAAGGCUGCACUUUCCUUCAAGUUGGAAAGUGUAUCGAUGGUUGAAACAGCCUCAGAGCAGGGCUUCAGCCUCACGGAUGAGGUCUUCCCGGACUCCCCCCACAAAGAGUUCCAUUGCGCUGUGCUGCGAGCCCUCAGCAAGGAGCCACCGGAGGCAAAAAAGGCUGAAGAUCAAGAGCAAAUAGCCGAACCCGAGGAGGAGGAGGAGGCCAAAGACCCAAAGGCGACCUGUACGCCACCCAGCACUCCAGUCAGAGCAGAGGAAGAGACCUUGCCGGAGCCCACGUUUAAGGACGACAGCGACGCCGCCACCUUGAAACAGACCCUGCCCGACUUAACCCCAGACGACCCGUCCGACGCCCCGGCGCUUCCAGUCGAGGACUCUGAAGCCGUCUCCGCCCCUGCUGCCGCGGAACCCGCCGACGACGGCGAGGAAGCCGCUGCCGCAGACGCGGAAGGCGACGAGUCUCCAACCAAGUCUCCCUCCAAAGAAAAAGAAGUUCCGUACUCCUUCCUUCUUGAAAAAGAACAAAAAGAAGCCUGAAUCUUAAAUAGGAGCUUCCUCACGCUUUAACCCUUUGUUUUUCUAUUUUAAUGCGUGUUGCACCGAUACCAUUUUUUGGCUCCGUACCAAUACAUUUUUGGAAAACAUACAAAAUCGUUACACUGCUUAAAUAGCUUUCUGAAACACGAAAUAAAAUAGACUAAUACAAACUUCUCAUAUUGAGUUUAUUAGUACAUUAGCUUAGCUCAUGUGCUAAUCACGUUUGCUAGCUGACUACAGAAGUUCCCUAGCAUACUUUUCCAAGUUUUCUCCUAACAAAGCUAGCAUCUUUAUAGCAAUGUCAACCUCCGUGAAGUUGGCCCCACAUCAGAUGCAAGUUUUUAGAAAAUUUAUGUCAUGCGUUUGUGCUAGCUUUGUACUGAAAUUUCUUUUGUAUGUGCUGCUAUCUUUUUUGAGGUAUUAACAAUUCUUUUAUAGGUCCAUCUGAGGUCAACCCGCCUCCUAUUUUGAUUUUAAAAAAUGGCUAAAAAUGUUGUCAAUUGUUUCUGCUAGUUUUGUGCUGUAAACAUUUUCGUUUGUGCUGCUGUCAUUUUAUAGUAGGGCUGUCAAAUGAUUAAAAUGUUUAAUCGAGUUAAUUACAGCUUAAUUAAUCGUAAAUAAUCGCAAUUCAAACCAUCUAUAAAAUAUGCCAUAUUUUUCUGUAAAUUAUUGUUGGAAUGGAAAGAUAAGACAAGAUGGAUAUAUACAUUCAAAAUACAGUACAUAAGGACUAUUUGUUUAUUAUAACAAUAAAUCAAGAUGGCAUUAACAUUAUUAACAUUCUGUUAAAGCGAUCCAUGGAUAGAAAGACUUGUAGUUCUUAAAAGAAAAAUGUUAGUACAAGUUAUACAAAUUUUAUAUGAAAACCCCUCUUAAUGUUUUCGUUUUAAUAAAAUUUGUAAAAUUUUCAAUCAAAAAAUAAACUAGUAGCCCGCCAUUGUUGAUGUCAAUAAUUACUUAUGCAAUGAUCAUGGGUGCUGAAGCCUAUAAAAUCAGUCGCACCCAAGCGCCAGCGGAGGGCGGCAAAACUCCAUAAAACACAAUUAACAAGCAGUUCACUGUACUGUCAUUUAAAUCUGUCAGAGCGUUAAUUGCGUCAAAUAUUUUAAUGUGAUUAAUUUAAAAAAUUAACGCCCGUUAAUGCGAUAAUUUUGACAGCCCUAUUUUAUAGAUAUUGAGAUAUUAAUUUUGAGUUAUUACGGCACUCGAAGCUUUUCCGUAUCCUACUCCCGCAGCUGACAGAGCGUACUAACUCUCUCAAAAAUGAAUUUCUCAACAAAUAGAGCAAACGUAGCACAAAUAAAUGAAAUAUUGAUUCCAAGUGAUGAUGCAGCCCCCUAUUUACUGGAAAAUGUACCCGAAGGGGUGCUAUUCGUUUGUGCUACGUUUACGUUAUUUGCUAGGAAGUGCCCCUGUAAUUGGGAGGGUUGGUACGCUCCCUCAGCCGCGACGGAGGGUCUGUAAUUGACUUCAUCACUCGAAAUGAAUAUCUCUAAAACGAUAUCACAACAAACAAACGUUUUUUACAGCACAAACAAGACAAAAUGUAGCAUAAACAAAUAGCACCAUUUCGGGUCCAUUUUGCAAUAAAUGGACAUACCGUAUUGGCUCGAAUAUAAGACGGCCCUGAUUAUAAGACGACCCCCUCUUUUUCAAGACUCAAGUUUGAAAAAAGACUUUUUGAACACCAAAUUAAUUUUUAUACAGAAAAUAAUUACAGUACAUCUGAAACCUAUAAUUAUAACAAAAUAUUUGAGAGAAAAAGCAUGUUAUUUUGCCUCAUUUAAAUCUUAAUAUCUGAACAUUUAAAUAUGUAAACUUAAGUGCAAUCACAUUCGUAAAUGAAUGGCUUCUGGUUUUUGAAAUGUAAAUAAACAAAUCUAUUGUGAUAAAACGACAAAAUUGCAAUAACUGCAUUAACCAUCAAAGUGAGGUCUAACUGUAACAGUCUUGAAACAUCUGAAUAAGGAAAAACAUUGCAAUAAAAUAAUGCAAACUAGUUAAACUUGAAAGUAGCUGAGAUCUGUCAUGACGGAACAUCGCUUCAAUGAUAUCUGGCGUCGUGAAUGGGUAUAACGUCUAGACCGCGAAUAUAAGACGACCCCCACUUUUUCAGUCUUAUUUCAAUGCAAAAAAACACCGUCUUAUAUUUGGGCCAAUAAUUAAUUUUGGGCCAUUGUUGAUUUUGGAGUAUUUUAUGGGUCACCUCCUGUUUAUUUUGAGUUACAGAACAGAAAGUGACCUGGGAAUCACCCAAAUGAAUAUGCAGUGACUCAAACUCAACAGGAAAUGACCUGGAAAUGCCCUAAAAUGAACAGCAGCCUGUUAUUGCCCCGUAAGUCGAAUGACUGUGAAUGCUCUGGUUUUGAAUCAACGAACGUUACCAGUGGGGCUGCAGCUAUCCAUUAUUUUAGUAGUCGUUUAAUCGAUUAGCUAUUUAGUUCGAGUAAUCGGAUAAGGACCAUAAAAAAUUAAAAUACUUGAGCUGAGCCUCAAACGGUACAUAUAAGAGGAUCUAUGUACAACAAAAACAGUUGGCAAACUUACAUAGCAAAAAUCCGCUAGUUUAAAUGCUAUAAAAUGCUAAUGUUUUUUUUUACAAUACUCUUAACGAAUGGUUCAGACACAUAUUCCGACAAAAAUUUCUAAAAAUACCAAUUAACUAAAUUACGAAUGCAUUAAAAAAUGCAUUAGCUCAAACAAAAACUUAUGUUGGUCUUAACAGGGAGCAGAUGGAUUCAGCCAUGUGAGGAGGUAGACUAGAGGGCCGUGUAUCCACCCAAAUCAUUAAAACUAAAUGCAAACACUUUCAGAACAAACCAUUACAACGCAACUUUAAUUAAACGAAUACUCGAAGCAGCCAAAUUUAAUUGGAAUCUUUUUUUCUAAUCGAAUACUCGAGUUAAUCGAUUAAUCGUUGCAGCACUAAUUACCAGUCUAAAUGGAUUGGGCGUCGAGCACAGUCACUGGCAGCCUUCAUAAAACGAUAUCUCGAUUCUUGACAGGAGCAUAUCGAUAACCUUUUGGGAUGCAACGUAUCACAAUAUAUCACCAUUUUGAUAUUUUGUCACACCCCUAGUCCCGAUGCCUGCAUUUUAUUGCCGAAUCGGGGCCGCUUCCAAUACUAGUAUCGGUGCAACACUUAUUUUAACACCACUGCUGGCUUCUUAACCUUUAAUCUUCCUUUAGCGUGUGCCGAUUUUGUAUACAGUGUAUAAACAUAAUUUGGGAUUAGGGUGCGUUGCCUCAUAUUUUUUUUGUCCACUGUGCUGACCUCUUUGAAAUGCAUGCCUAAUAAGAAGCACCCGUUGCAAAAGCAAAGUCAAUUGUAACCACAAGAAUGUAUCGGGAUUGUAUAACGAUAUAAAAAUAGUGUCUUUAACAGCAGAAAAGAGUGAACGCCGGAAGAAAAAUCCUACAUGUUCAACACGCUAAAAGUGACUCAUUUAGCGAGCGCGGCUAACGUAUACGAGCUAAUUAAACGUGUCGGUUAUGGGCUUUAUUCCAGUGGUUGAUUUACUAUGAAGGAAUGUGUACAAAGAUAAACAUGAUGUUUGUGUGUGUUUUUAUUUUGCUUCUGAAUAUUACAUGUUUUAACAUUUGCCUUUGACGGCGCUAGAUGUCCGAACGUUCAUUCCCAGUCAAAAUGAAUCGGAAGUCUAGCGCCGUCAAUGGCUGCCGAUGAGUUAAUUUGUCACACUGCGUAGCUAAGCCAUAGUCAGCUUGCUGUGAUAGACCACAGUCAAUCACUGUUUGUUUUUAUUUCGUCGUUAACCACACUAUUUUAUGUAUUUGCGUUAUUCGGUCAUGUAUGUGCCGUAGAAAUAAACAUCCUCUGUUACAGCUCUGCAUUCUUUUAAUAAAGCUACGAUAAAUUCCA
This is a messenger RNA of Corythoichthys intestinalis (scribbled pipefish), 6557 nucleotides long. RefSeq names its product adducin 1 (alpha) (gene add1). Gene Ontology annotation, molecular function: actin filament binding. Gene Ontology annotation, cellular component: cytoskeleton; plasma membrane; focal adhesion. Gene Ontology annotation, biological process: positive regulation of adherens junction organization; barbed-end actin filament capping; positive regulation of establishment of endothelial barrier. Lineage: Eukaryota; Metazoa; Chordata; Actinopteri; Syngnathiformes; Syngnathidae. The record is from RefSeq and is a predicted model, not a curated record.